AUGCCCAUCUUUACUCUCGCAUAUGGGUCUUUUGGUGAUAUUACCUUGUGUGUACAGUUAUUAUGGAAGAUUGGCAGGGAGCUGCGCGACACCACCGGGUCGUCACAAGAGUAUCAAGCACUCAAAGCGGAGCUAACGUACACUGUCUCUCUUCUGGAUCAGGUUCGGCGACUGGAGCAGGGGCCUCAGACAUCCAAGAGGACACAGGAUCUACUUCAACUUCUUCGAGAGGAGGUGGCGCUCAGCCAUCAGGCGAUUCAGAACUUCAUGACCCAGCACAGGAGGCCACGAGGCAUCCUCCAAAUAGUCACUUGGCAUACAAUGGGUACUAACGAGGCCCGAGAGCUCCAGGAGCUCUUGUCAAGACGAUGUAUGCGACUAUCAAUGCUACUUGAUAUGUUUCAUCAAAGCAGUCAAAAAGAUAGAAAUACAUACGAAAGCUCUCGUGUGACACUCAUGCACAGAGAGGGAGUCCGUAUUCUAUCAACUCGGAUUGAGAGUGCUACCACUGGGAUAGUCGCCGAUGUUGCUUCCGUUGGUCAGCAUGUGAUCGAGACGCAAACAACGGUCUGCAAGAUAAAGGAGAUCCUAGAUUCUCUGGGCAAACAUGUCAAGGAUAUGUCACGUGUUGAGAUCAAGGUUGCUGUAGUCGAUCCGCUCAACAGACGGCAUGACCUUUCCCUUGGGUACUGCCAGAGCUACCAGAUGGCCGUUGAUAUGAUCAAGUUUCUUGCAAGGCACAAUCAAAUUGCAGAUCGCAUGGCGUGGUCAAGGAGGCAUCAUGGACUACGCUUGCUCAAGUUGGACUAUCCAUUGAGAUUUGUGUCAUCAGUCAACGUUGGCAUUGCGUUCGCUGCCCAGCUUGUGGUUAUGAAGGUCCGCAGUGUCCUUCAAAGGAUCCUCAAGCUAGAAAGUGGUCGUACAAUGUGUCAUCGCAAGUUUCAAGUUCUAGAAAUGCACGAUGUUGACUUACCAAACCGAAUCCUGAACAGUUCUGUGGAUGCGUCGUGGAAUUGGGAAGAAGUGUCACAAUUCCGUCUCCUGGCUGUUGUUAGUGAUGCGUAUCCUCACCCUACUGCUCGGUUUCCCAUUUGGAACACAGACCAGCUCAUUGGGUUCAAGGAGUUUCUCGAAGAGGAUGAGUCGUUUCUGUUCCCCGACACCCCUUCUGAUGAGACAGAGUGCGAGAUGUUUGUUGUAGAGAGUGAACUGUCGGCUUGCAUAGAUCCGCUGGUGUUGCUUGACAUGGAGAGACUGCUCGACAUCUUGACCCACCUGUUUGUAAUCGAUGAGGCGUAA
Messenger RNA from Serendipita indica DSM 11827, 1299 nucleotides. Lineage: Eukaryota; Fungi; Basidiomycota; Agaricomycetes; Sebacinales; Serendipitaceae. The record is from the annotation of a GenBank genome assembly.